This is a messenger RNA of Bipolaris victoriae FI3, 831 nucleotides long. RefSeq lists its product as hypothetical. Lineage: Eukaryota; Fungi; Ascomycota; Dothideomycetes; Pleosporales; Pleosporaceae. Gene Ontology annotation, biological process: secondary metabolic process. The record is from RefSeq and is a predicted model, not a curated record. The transcript has 3 exons. Bases 1 to 831 code for a protein of 276 amino acids. Gene Ontology annotation, molecular function: hydrolase activity; carboxy-lyase activity. Gene Ontology annotation, cellular component: cytosol; cytoplasm.
AUGUGCACAAGACUACAAAAUAACAAAAUUCAAGAUGAGAGGGUUGAAGUUCAUCAUCAUAUGCUGCCGACUGAAUACAUACAGAAAUGGAAAAAUGCAGCUGGAAUUCCCAAGGGACUUACGCUACCUUCAUGGGAUGUAGAACUGGACCUACAGUUCAUGAACCGCAACGAUAUCGACGUCUCGAUUCUAUCGUUGAGCGCUACAGGUCUUGCGUUCGCCUCAUCUGCCGAGGAAGCUACAAAACUAUGCCGAUCGGUCAAUGAGUACGCUAAGGAGAUCUCGACCAAUCACCCACGGCGAUUUGGUUUCUUUGCAUCCUUUUUCAUCCAUCCAACCUUUGGUAAAACUCGGGGCGCCCCGCCUGACCCUACUAUUCCUCGACCUAUGAUCGAUUUUCCUCACGAGAUAACCCGAACAGCAAUAAGCCUCAUCACGUCCAAGGUUGUUCAUGACUUUUCGAACUGUAAAAUCAUACUAUCUCACGGUGGCGGCACGCUCCCAUACGUGGCGACGAGAGAUGCGCACCAAACAGCUGACCUUGGACUGAAAGAUAAAACAGCCGAAGACUUCAUAAGGGAAGCAAAAUCAUUUUACUUUGAUCUUGCAUUGACGGGAUUCGAGGCACCCAUUAAACUUUUGCAAGAUUUUGCUGGUACAGAUCACAUAUUAUACGGAAGCAAUUUUCCGUUCGCUCGUGAAAGAACUAUCAGACUUCAAAUCGAAAACAUCAACAACACAACUAUGGGGGACGAAGCGCGGCAUUCGAUUGAAUGCGGCGCUGUAAGGAAACUCUUUCCGCGUUUCAGGACCGAUGGAAAUGAUGGAUGA